UUUGAGCCGAUUCCAGCUCCAUGCCAACCGCUAAGCGGUGUUGUUACAUUGCCGCUUUGCUCAGGUCCAACAACGUCGACCACCACAACUCCUGUGAUGGCCGCGCCUGGAGCUGGCGGUAACAAUGGCAGUGCCGGCAGCGCAGGCUCUGCUGAGCAACCCGGUGUCGAUGAUCUGUACAACAUGGAUGAUUUCUUGCCCACUCCUAUGGAGGCUGUUGCAAAUGUGCAGGGAAAUGGAAGUAAGCCCUCACUGCCCGAAGCUGCCCGACGCGAACUGUCACAGUUAUCGGAUAGGUUCGAGUUUGACAACAAUCCCGAAUCUCAUCACGAUCCUCAUUGUGCCCUCGUCAAAUGCAAAAUAAGUGAGUAA
Messenger RNA from Strongylus vulgaris, 372 nucleotides. NCBI's taxonomy places the organism in Eukaryota, Metazoa, Nematoda, Chromadorea, Rhabditida, Strongylidae. The record is from the annotation of a GenBank genome assembly.